Messenger RNA from Chaetomium globosum CBS 148.51, 1743 nucleotides. RefSeq lists its product as uncharacterized. Gene Ontology annotation, molecular function: mannosyl-oligosaccharide 1,2-alpha-mannosidase activity; calcium ion binding. NCBI's taxonomy places the organism in Eukaryota, Fungi, Ascomycota, Sordariomycetes, Sordariales, Chaetomiaceae. Gene Ontology annotation, cellular component: endoplasmic reticulum; Golgi membrane. The record is from RefSeq and is a predicted model, not a curated record. The transcript has 2 exons. Bases 1 to 1743 code for a protein of 580 amino acids. Gene Ontology annotation, biological process: N-glycan processing; carbohydrate metabolic process.
AUGCCGACGCUAGGACGACGGAAAACAUGGGCAUUCGUCCUCGCUGCCGUUGUUCUCUUUUCCCUCUAUACCUUCCAGCGUCUCAAUGCCAAUGACUUGAGGUUGUUGACGAAUUCCGGGAACACCGGUGCUGGCAUCGCCCCCAAAAUAAAGUCAAAAUGGGCCAAGAUGAAACCCAAGUAUCGGGUUAAGGAUAUGCGAGCCCUCCCAACCGGGCAACCGCUAGCACUGCCCAAAGUGCAGAACGAUUUUAGCCCGGAGUCCGACUCGGACCGUGACGUGCGUCUCAAGCGCCGAGACGCCGUCCUGGCCUCCUUCCAACGAUGCUGGAAAUCGUAUCGCAAGCUUGCGUGGAUGAGCGACGAAUUAACACCUGUCAGCGGGGGCAGACACAACCCCUUUGGCGGAUGGGGGGCUACCUUGGUGGACAGCCUCGACACGCUGUGGAUUAUGGGGCUGAAAGAAGAGUUCGAGCACGCCGUUGCUGCGGCAUCAAAAAUCAACUUCAACAAGGUCCCCAAACACGACAUCAACGUCUUCGAGACCAACAUCCGCUACCUGGGCGGCUUCCUCGCCGCUACGACCUCAGCGGACGACAAGCGCCUACUUACCAAAGCCAAGGGAAGUCGGCGAGCUGCUCUACCGGGCUGGGGCCAAGUCCAGGUCGCCCAUGAUCACGUCCUUCUCGCCGAGAUUGGUUCCUUCUCCCUCGAAUUCAUCCGCCUGUCGAUUUUAACGGGUGACCCCAAGUGGUACGAUGCUGUGCAGCGCAUCAUCGAGCUCCUCCAAGCGCAGCAGCAAACCACGCGCCUCCCAGGCAUGUGGCCGGUGGUGGGUGACGCCCGCAAGGGCGACUUUACCAAGUACCACGACUAUACCCUCGGGGCCAUGGCCGAUUCGCUGUACGAAUACCUGCCCAAAACGUAUGCGCUCGCCGGUGGUCUGCUGCCCAUGUACCGGGAGAUGUACGAGCAGUCGAUGGAUACCGCCAUCCAGCACAACCUGUUCCGGCCGAUGCUGCCAGACGAAAAGGAUGUGCUCGUCUCCGGUUUGGUGAGGUCCCGCGCCGACAAAGACAAAUUUGCCCGCGAGCUACGGCCCGAGGGACAGCACCUCGUGUGCUUUGCCGGGGGUAUGUUCGCUCUCGGCGGAAAACUGAUCAACAACCAAACGCACGUGGAGAAGGGGGAGAAGUUGACCGACGGCUGUAUCUGGGCCUACCAGGCCAUGCCGCUGGGCAUCAUGCCCGAGUGGUUCGAUAUGCUGCCUUGCGAGUCAGCCGAACGCUGCCCCUGGGAUGAGGAUAAGUGGCGGCGGGCAGUGCUGACCAAGGCCGGUCUCGAUGGCGACAUGGAUCCAAAGCAUGGUGAUGAAAUCAUUGCCCACAAGCGGAUCCCGAAGGGCUUUGUUUCCAUUGGUGAUUCCCGGUACCUCCUGCGACCCGAAGCUAUCGAGAGCGUCUUCAUACUCUAUCGUGUGACCGGCCGCAAGAACCUGCUCGAGUCGGCGUGGAACAUGUUCGAAGCCAUCGAGGAGAACACCAAGACCCCGCUGGCCAACUCGGCCCUUGACGAUAUUACCGUCACUGACGGGAAGCCCAGUCAGACAGAUUCGAUGGAGAGCUUUUGGCUGGGCGAGACGCUCAAGUAUUUCUACUUGAUGUUUAGCGAACCCGAUUUGAUCAGCUUGGACGAAUAUGUCUUCAACACGGAAGCGCAUCCGCUGAAGAGGCUGCUCCCGUAA